This is a messenger RNA of Haemorhous mexicanus (house finch), 653 nucleotides long. RefSeq names its product dynein light chain 1, cytoplasmic. The record is from RefSeq and is a predicted model, not a curated record. The transcript has 3 exons. Gene Ontology annotation, cellular component: cytoplasmic dynein complex. Lineage: Eukaryota; Metazoa; Chordata; Aves; Passeriformes; Fringillidae. Gene Ontology annotation, biological process: microtubule-based process; cilium assembly. Gene Ontology annotation, molecular function: dynein light intermediate chain binding; dynein intermediate chain binding. Bases 141 to 410 code for a protein of 89 amino acids.
GGGGCGGUCGGCGCGCAGGGCUGGGGGGGCAGAGGAGCUGCGAGGCGCGCACGGAGCAGAGCGCAGCGCCGGUCCCGCAGCGCCCGCACGGUGAGGGACGGGGCGCGGGCAGCUCCAGAGACUUCGUCAUCCCGGCAAUCAUGAGUGAUCGAAAAGCAGUGAUCAAAAAUGCGGACAUGUCAGAGGAGAUGCAGCAAGACUCGGUGGAAUGUGCAACUCAAGCCUUGGAGAAAUACAACAUCGAGAAGGACAUCGCUGCUCACAUAAAGAAGGAGUUUGACAAGAAAUACAAUCCCACGUGGCACUGCAUCGUGGGCAGGAAUUUUGGCAGCUACGUGACUCAUGAGACCAAGCACUUCAUCUACUUCUACCUCGGCCAAGUCGCUAUUCUUCUUUUCAAGUCUGGCUAGAACCAUGGACUGUUACUGAAACUUGCAUCCAGUUACAGGACUGCACACUGAUUCCCACCUUCAGCCUUCCUGGGGAAGCACAUCUUGAUCUUCAGGUCUUGUAUUGUAUUGUUAAUGGUCAGGGAUUUUGCUCUAGCGGCUGGUAUUUUCAUUGUGGCUAUAUAGAAAAGCAAAAAUGUCUUCCUUGUAUUUAUUUUCUUUCAAAAGAUGGCUUCUUUGCUAAUAAAACCGUUUAUCCCUUUG